GAAGUGAAAAAGCAUCUGCUGUUGCGCUUCGGAAGUCGUCAGCGACUCGACCCGACUGGAUUCCUGUCAGUCUGUUUCCCGUUAAGUCGGUCGUGUGGGGAAAUUUGUUGAAUGGAACUUUGGACAGCUUUAGGCCAGAUUUCCUUCCGCUUGGCUCUGCUCCACUUUAUUGUUCUGCUGGAGGUGCAAACGCUAAGCGACCACCAAGAAGGCGCCGACGGUGGUUGGUGGUGCGGACCCAAUUUGAGCGUGGAGGAUGAAGGUCCGUGUAACUUGGAAGUGGUGGACGGUUCCUCGCUGUCAUUACGUCACUUCUUGGACAGUUACGCGUACAGCAUGCCGGUGGUCAUCACCGGACUGACGGACAACACCAAAUUCCGCUCUUUGUGCUCUAAGUGGAAUUUACUCACCACAUACGGCGAUCGGCAAGUGCGUCUGAGUACGGCCAACACAUAUUCGUACACCAAAGUGGACGUGUCUUUCAGGGACUACGUGGACGACCUCCUGAGGCCGCAGUCGCCAGACGUCCUGGGCAGCGACACCUUGUACAUGUUUGGCGACAACAACCUGAGCGAGUGGCGCAGCCUUCUGGACGUUUACGAGCCGCCCGUCUUCUUGCUGCCCGGCACCUCUCGAGCGUUCAGCUUUGGCAUCGCUGGUCCCGGAACCGGUGUCCCCUUCCACUGGCAUGGCCCGGGAUUCUCAGAGGUCAUUUAUGGGAGGAAGCGCUGGUUCCUAUACCCGCCGGACGAGGGGCCGCCCUUCCACCCCAACAUGAGCACCCUCUCUUGGCUGAGAAACGUCUACCCGGGGCUACCCCCACACCAGGCCCCGCUGCAGUGCACCAUCCGACCCGGACAGGUGCUUUAUUUCCCCGACCGCUGGUGGCAUGCCACGCUCAACCUGGAUACCAGCAUCUUCAUCUCCACCUUCCUGGGUUGAAGCGGAUGAACAGCACCCACACAGACGAGCAUUUCACAAUCAAGUGCUGACCUCUAAGCUUCUCCCGACUCUUUAUUUCAUUUGAGAUUGUGCUUUCAUGUGACCCUUCUCACACAAAAUAAAGAUGGGAUUUUCA
This is a messenger RNA of Hippocampus zosterae (dwarf seahorse), 1078 nucleotides long. RefSeq names its product jumonji domain containing 8 (gene jmjd8). NCBI's taxonomy places the organism in Eukaryota, Metazoa, Chordata, Actinopteri, Syngnathiformes, Syngnathidae. Gene Ontology annotation, cellular component: cytoplasm. The transcript is spliced from 9 exons. The record is from RefSeq and is a predicted model, not a curated record. Bases 112 to 942 code for a protein of 276 amino acids.